Messenger RNA from Torulaspora globosa, 882 nucleotides. It is a transcript of the gene PHO23, whose product is annotated as Pho23p. NCBI's taxonomy places the organism in Eukaryota, Fungi, Ascomycota, Saccharomycetes, Saccharomycetales, Saccharomycetaceae. Bases 1 to 882 code for a protein of 293 amino acids. The transcript has a single exon. The record is from RefSeq and is a predicted model, not a curated record. Gene Ontology annotation, biological process: regulation of DNA-templated transcription. Gene Ontology annotation, cellular component: Rpd3L-Expanded complex; Rpd3L complex; nucleus.
AUGAGCAUCCCUGCCAACCUGUACCCCGGACUGAACGACAUCGUGGACGUGCUGGAGCAGUUUCCCCUCGAGACGUCGAGAUACGUGACGUUGCUGCACGAAAUAGAUGCCAAGUGUGUGCAUUCGACGCCGAGCCUGAACGACAAGAUCGAUGCGUUUGCGUCGGUGGAGGGCAACGGUGGCGUCGAUAAGAAGGAUCUGCUGGGCCAGAUGAACGCGCUGUUUGAGGAGCUGAUGCCCUCCCUGGAGGAGAAGAUGCAUGUGUCGUCGAUCAUGCUGGAGUCGCUGCAGAGACUGACGACGAGGCUCGAGCUGGCGUACGAGAUCGCAAUACGGAACCAGGAGAUACCCAGCAGCCUGCGGCUCGGGGCAGACAACCACCCGGCAAUGCAUUUGCACCACGAGCUCAUGGAGAAGAUCGACGCCAAGUCCAACGGGGCCGGCGUUGCCGGCCCCGCUGGCGCAAAGAGCUCGCAGGCGCUGCGAAGCGAGUCCAGACGAGAGGCGAUGGUCGCCAACAAGAGACAGGUCGCAGUGCCGAACGACGCAGCAGACGACGCUGCGUUCUCCGACUUCGAACUGCAAAGACGCGGCACGUCGAUGAGCUCGAACGGCGGCCCAGCAGACACCAAGAAGCGCAAGAGGAGGGCCAACGUGAGCACAGUGGCGCUCUCGAGGGACGACGCGGACUCGUCAAAGCUCAGGACCAACGAGUACGGCGAAAUCCUCUACUGCUACUGCAACCAGGUCGCCUACGGCGAGAUGGUCGGCUGCGACGGCGCCAAUUGCGAGCUCGAGUGGUUCCACCUGCCGUGUAUCCAUCUGGACCACAUCCCCAAGGGCAAAUGGUACUGCGAUGACUGCAAGAAGAGGAAGAAUUGA